Pollicipes pollicipes is the source of this 4566-nucleotide messenger RNA. RefSeq names its product receptor-type guanylate cyclase Gyc76C. Gene Ontology annotation, molecular function: protein kinase activity; adenylate cyclase activity; guanylate cyclase activity. Gene Ontology annotation, biological process: protein phosphorylation; intracellular signal transduction; receptor guanylyl cyclase signaling pathway. The record is from RefSeq and is a predicted model, not a curated record. Lineage: Eukaryota; Metazoa; Arthropoda; Thecostraca; Pollicipedomorpha; Pollicipedidae. Bases 452 to 4078 code for a protein of 1208 amino acids. Gene Ontology annotation, cellular component: plasma membrane. The transcript has 22 exons.
UGAAACGUGUGAGCCAGAUGGAAAAGGCUCAAAACUGAGGCAACGAAGCUUUCAUUGUGAUAUACAGAAGGGUUGGGAUAACCUUAAAAACUCCGUGUUAUACCAGCUCCGUGUCCUGGCGAGAGUUGAGAAUCAACGUGUUAAUUUAACAUCAGCAAGAAACCUUUUAGCGUCUGUUUUGAGGCAUUAUGAGUUCGCGUCUUUUAUGUUUAUCUGAUCUUGUUUCUAUCUUAUUAAAAUUGAUCUUCAACGUAUAUGGGAGAGCCCAUUAAACAACAUGAUCAGGUAAAAACUGAUUAUAUUGUUAAUGCUCGACGUUUCAAGCUGUGCUGGUGGUCAUAACCCAACGUUUCUUUUUUCAGCAAAGGCCUGCUCAGCGUAGGGAGGUGGCAACAAAUCCAUAUAGGUCGCUGAGACCCUUUAAAUACAUGGUGCGUCACGUACCGCGCAAAUGCAAACUGACCCAGAGAAAUGUACCGAUGACGCAGUCUCCAACAAGGACGAGUUUCCGAAUUUCGCCCGCACGUUCCCGCCAGAGACGCAGGUGACCAAGUCGGUGGUGGCCCUGCUGCAGUACUACAACUGGUACAAGUUCUCCAUCGUCGUGUCCAACACGGCGCAGCUGAAGAAGAUCGCCGAGUCCCUGGAGAAGCGGGCAACAUCGGAGGGCAUGGAAAUCAAUCACAAGGUAGUGAUUCCCGGGAGCAGUGGCUGCUGCAAUAAGCUGAACGACUGCGAAUGCGGCAGGAUCUUCCCCGACAUCGUCAAGAAAACCAAGGAUGGCACCAGAAUUUAUGUGUUCCUGGGAUCGCCGGACGAGGUGCAGGAGAUGCUGUACACCAUGUCGCUCUUCGGACUGCUGGAUGGUCGCUACAUGGUCAUCUACAUCGACCUCGAUUAUUCAUACUCGGAGCGGGACACCUUCAAAUACAUGUGGCGCGCCAACGAGAUGUGGGAGCUGAUCCGCAACCAAGACUACCACUGCCAGUGGGCUGACUGGGGGCUACUGCGCGGUCUGCUGGUUGUGCUGGCCACGCCGCCGCAGGGGGAUUACCACUACUUCACCGAGCGCGUCCGCGAGUACAACAAGCGACCGCCCUUCAACAUCACCCAGCCCGACUGGUGGAUGUUCAAAAAGCACAUCGGCGUGGUGGCGGCGUACCUGUACGACUCGGUGAUCAUGUACGUGGAGGCGCUGCACCGCACGAUAAGCGACUACCCGAGCGUGCCGCUGAGCCAGAUCAUACACAACGGCUCCCAGAUCAUCGCUCGCAUCCGCAACCAGACGUUCACGAGCGUGAUGGGGUCCGUCAUCAAAAUGGAUGACAACGGCGACUCGGAGGGCAACUUCACCGUGCUGGCGCUCAGCGGCAACUGCAACAUGACCAUCCGCUACGUGAGGAGCCACAACUACACCCUCAGCUGCCACAACUGCAUGAAGCCCUUCGGCCAGUUCUAUCUCACCAACAAGUCGCUGCCGGAGUUUCGACCCGACCACGGUCGCACGCCGCCCUGGGACGGCAGUGGGGUGCCCAUUCAGGAGCCCGUGUGCGGCUACGACGGCAUGAAGUGCUCCCGGAUCGAAGACGGCAAGCGGCAGAUCGCAGCCGGCGUGCUUGGCUCGGUGGUGCUGCUGGCCACCAUUGUCAUGCUAUCCAUCUACUGGAUCUGGAAGGAGGAGCAGGAGAUCGUCGGCCUGCUCUGGAAGAUCGACGCCGCUGACCUGGUAGAGACGGGCCAGCCGCGGCCCGGCGAAAGUCCCAGCAAGCUCAGUCAAGCCAGCAUAGCGUCGUACGAGUCGAAAGGGUUCGGCCAGAUCUUCACUCUGACCGGGCGGUACAGAGGCAUCACCGUGCGGAUACAGAAUUUGAACUUCAGCAAGAAAGUAGACAUAUCGCGCGCCGUGAUGAAGGAAAUACGCACGAUGCGUGAACUGCGUCAUCAAAACGUCAACUCCUUCUUGGGUGGCGUCGUUGAACCGAGCUGCUUCAAGAUCGUCAGCGACUACUGCACCCGUGGCAGCCUUCCGGAUAUACUGGAAGGAGACGAGCUGAAUCUAGAAUAUAUGUUCAUCGCCGAACUUAUCCGCGACUUGGUUAAGGGCAUGCUGUACUUGCACACCUCUACGCUGCUCAUGCACGGCAAUCUCAAAUCGUCCAACUGCGUGGUGACCUCCAGAUGGGUGCUCAAGGUCACUGACUUUGGCCUGCACGAGCUGCGCACGAUGUCAGACCGCGACAGCGAGUGUGAUUACCAGUACUACAAGAGUCAGCUGUGGAAGAGUCCGGAACAGCUGCGCUCGCCACCGACAGCGCCGCACCGCUCGCAGGCGGACGACGUGUACGCGUUCGGCAUCAUCCUGCACGAGAUCAUGUGCCGCGAGGGUCCGUUCGGCAGCAGCGCGCCGCGCGAGGAGCCCAAACAGAUCGUGGAGCGGGUGCAGGCGGGACCGGGGCCGGGGCCGGACGACCAGCCGUUCCGGCCCUCCAUCGGCUGUCUGCGGCCGCCUCCCGACAUGCCGGCAGAGUCAGAGAAGCUGGUGGUGGAGUGCAUGCAGCAGUGCUGGAACGAGUCUGACCUGGCCAGGCCCACAUUUCUGGACGUGAAGAAGAUGCUACAGCCCCUCCGCUCCGGACUAUCUGUUAAUCUGGUAAACCAAAUGAUGGAGAAAAUGGAGAAGUAUGCGAACAACCUGGAGGAUCUGGUGAGGGAGCGCACCCACCUGCUGAAUGAAGAGAAGCAGAAGACGGAGGCUCUUCUCUAUCGCAUGCUGCCACCGCCGGUGGCGUACAACCUGACCCGGGGUAUCCCCGUCCAGCCGGAGACGUUCGACUCAGUCACCAUCUACUUCAGCGACAUCGUUGGCUUCACACAGAUCUCAGCCGACAGCUCGCCGCUACAAGUGGUGGAACUGCUGAACGACCUGUACACCCUGUUUGAUGACAUCAUACAGGGCUAUGAUGUCUACAAAGUCGAAACAAUCGGUGACGCAUAUAUGGUCGUGUCAGGUGUGCCCGAACGCAAUGGGAUCCGGCAUGCGGGCGAAAUCGCUUCGAUGGCGCUCAGCCUGCUCCAGGCGAUCCGCAAGCACACGAUCCAGCACCGGCCCAGCGAACAACUCAAGCUGCGCAUCGGGGUGCAUACCGGUCAGGUGGUGGCCGGCGUGGUGGGACUCACCAUGCCGCGCUACUGUCUGUUCGGCGACACCGUCAACACCGCCUCGCGCAUCGAGUCGACCGGCGAGCCGUUGCGCAUCCACAUAUCGGACCGGUGUCACCGCACGCUGGCGCGCCUCGGCGGCUACCGGACGGAGCCGCGCGGCCCCGUACCCAUGAAGGGCAAGGGUCUAGUGGAGACGCACUGGCUGCUGGGCGCCGACGCCGGCACUGUGCAGCGGCGGCGUGUCGACCUGCCGUCGCUGCCACCACUCUUCUCGCGCAGCAGCGUGUGUCACGGCACGGCGGCGCAGUGUGCGUCCACCCUCAGUUUGCCGAGCGAGCGCACACGCGGCUCGGCGGCGGCGACCAGCGGCGCCCCGAGUCCGGCGCCAUCGCGGUCGUCGGAGCGCCCGAACCGGCUGGCCGUGCCGCGCUGCCUCCACCGACCGAACGGACUGCCGCCCAUUCGGGAGUCGCGCAGCCUGGAGAACUUCCGGCCGGCGCCGCGGCUGUCGGCGCCGCCGCACCGGCGCGACUCGCGCUCGGUCGGCAACUGUCGCGACCUGGGGCCGCCGCAGGACCUGGGGCCGCCCGGCGAGGUCCAGCCGCUCAUACCGAGUCCGCGCCUGCUGCAAAUGCGGCUGGCGUCCCAGCUGGAGUCGGCCGCGCUGGCUGAUGAGGAGGAGGCGGAGGAGACGGAGGGUGAGGAGGCUGGUGGCGGCGGCGGCGAGGCAGCAGGGGAGGAGGCGGUGGUGGUGGUGCCGCUGCCGCCGGCCGCCGCGCCGCCCGCCUGGGACUGCCUCAAGGACUGGUUUCGGCGCUUCUUCAGCCGUCACCGACUCGAGCCGCCCAUGCCGCUCAACGGCAAGCUCAAGCACAACGGCUACAGCCUCCACUCGAGCCACGACACGGCCGUGUGAUGCGCCGCGGCUGGGCGACCGCGGCGCCGCCGUGUGAUAGCCCUGGAGACGGCGGUCGGCAGCGGGGCUGGCGCGACGCUGGCCGGCCCCGCAGCGAGGUCCGGCGCCGGUGUGCGCCCCGUUCGUUUGAGUGCCAUGUGGCUGUGGUCCGGCUGGGAGGAGCCCGACCGGCGCGGGCUCCCGCGCCGCGGCGGCAGGGACAACACGCGCCGGGGCCCGCGCGCGCCGGCGGCCCAGCGGGGUGUAGGCAGUUCCAUAGUGUUCAUGAGGAGGCGGCGGCGAAGCGGCCGCCCAAGUGCACAUCUCAUCACACACGAUAUUUGUCACGAAGUUGUUGUUUGAUGUAUUUACCUGUGCUGCCGUUUGUUGUAUUUGCAGCAUGUUUAUUGUAAUUAAUAUAUCAUGAUCAUCCACACCAGUGGCGUGGUGGCCGCGGUGAUGAGUUUGAAAAUUCCAUGAGGUGAUAGCGUGAAUGAAAUGCAAUAAAG